UUCUAGAGAGAUCUGAGCCGGAACCCGGGAGCCGGGAGAUCUUCCUCGCCCACACAGCUCAGCAGCAAGGACAUCUACAGGGGGAAAAAACCCACCCCACGCAGCCCCCCGCCGUCCCACGGCAGCUGCCGGCGCUGUGCAGUAAGUGGUGGAAUAAACAACACUUUCCUUUGGAUGGAUUAUAGUACAUGUGAACUGCCUGUUACUCUGCAAGAAUAAGAAAAACCUUUUGUUUUUACUUGUUAAAUAUCAUCGUGAUAGCAACAACCAUCUGAAUGGCUCAGGCUCACAGCAGACCUCCAGUUGAAUGGGAUCAUCAGUUCUACUAAAAUAUCCGAAGUUAAGGAUUUGGAAAAUAGUUUUUUGCAGAGAUGACCCAUUUACAAGCUGGACUUAGUCCAGAGACUAUAGAGAAAGCCCGCCUGGAACUGAAUGAAAACCCAGACAUUUUGCACCAGGAUAUCCAGCAAGUCAGGGACAUGAUCAUCACGAGGCCUGACAUUGGGUUUUUACGUACAGAUGAUGCCUUCAUCCUGAGAUUUCUCCGAGCCAGAAAGUUUCACCAAACUGAGGCCUUCAGGCUGCUGGCUCAGUACUUCCAAUACCGCCAAUUAAAUCUGGAUAUGUUCAAAAACUUCAAGGCUGAUGAUCCAGGAAUCAAACGGGCUCUGACAGAUGGGUUUCCGGGAGUACUGGAAAAUCGUGACCACUGUGGCAGGAAGAUUCUUCUGCUUUUUGCAGCCAACUGGGAUCAGAGUAGGAACUCCUUCAUAGAUAUCCUUCGGGCUAUUCUACUCUCCUUGGAAGUGCUCAUUGAAGAUCAGGAGCUUCAGAUAAAUGGCUUCAUUCUAAUUAUAGACUGGAGCAACUUCUCCUUCAAGCAAGCCUCCAAGCUUACGCCAUCCAUCCUCAAACUGGCCAUUGAAGGGUUACAGGACAGCUUUCCUGCACGUUUUGGAGGAGUCCAUUUUGUCAAUCAGCCCUGGUACAUCCAUGCCCUGUACACGCUAAUCAAACCGUUCCUCAAAGACAAGACAAGGAAAAGGAUCUUUCUUCACGGUAACAACCUGAACAGCCUUCACCAGCUAAUACACCCCGAAUGCCUGCCCUCUGAAUUUGGGGGGACUCUGCCUCCCUAUGACAUGGGGACGUGGGCUCGAACGUUGCUGGGUCCCGACUACAGCGAUGAGAACGAGUACACCCACACCUCCUACAACGCCAUGCACGUGAAGCACGCGUCCUCCAGCUUGGAGCGGGAGGCCUCGCCCAAACCCAUGAAAAGGUCCCAGUCUGUGGUGGAAGCCGGCACGCUGAAACACGAAGACCAGGGGGAAAGUGAGAACACCCAGCCGCUGCUGGCUCUGGACUGAGCUCUCAUGUGCCCAGCGGAGAUCCAUGAGGAGCCCUCCACCUCACCAGAACCCCACAGAGCACACCACACACAGACACACGCACGUGCACACGCGUUUCGCUUGAUAACAAGUCCUUCGUGUUUCCUGACCAAGUAACAGCUGUCACCAGCCAUCUGUCCGUGCGGCCCGCGCUGAAGAACCAAGAAACUUCUACUGACACAGAGUCUGUCCAUACACAAAGAAUUGGAUUUUUUUUUUUUUUUUUUCCUCUUUGACUUGUGACAUUAAAGUAUUGGAAAUGGUGGGACUGCAUUCUCUGUUUAAAGGAACCAGGGUGUCUUAAUAGUGCUCCUGAAGACUCCAUCAGGGAUGUUCAUUUUAUAGCAGUGAAGGUUGUAAGAGUUUUAAAGAAAAGCAUCUCAAAUUUAAACUUCACACUGUAAUCAGCAAGUGUAAUCCGGGUUAGAGGGCAGAAUCAUCAGCAUCUAUAGAGUACUUGAGUUUCACAGAAGGAUUUUGCAUUUAGAAAAGAACCCCGACGCCAGCAUAAUGCCAUUCAACAUAACACUUUGUGACUGCCUCACCCAUGCAACUUGUAUGGGGGUCACAUUUCAGUAUCUAUCAAAAAUUGUUCUUAACUUUUGAAACCCUUCUAAAACUAUUAGCUAAGUGGAAUGAGCUGUGUGACCAGCAGACACCCAUAAUUUGAAAUGCAAUUAUUUGAUUUUAAUAAUGAUUAAAAUUUCCACAAGUAACACAGGAGCCUAUAAGACAUGUGCGUGUGCAUGUGUGUGCAUGUGUGAAGGGGGUGGUUUCAAGGGAGACACACUGGACAAACCCAGCAGUGAUU
This is a messenger RNA of Hirundo rustica (Barn swallow), 2202 nucleotides long. It is a transcript of the gene CLVS1, whose product is annotated as clavesin 1. Lineage: Eukaryota; Metazoa; Chordata; Aves; Passeriformes; Hirundinidae. The transcript has 6 exons. Gene Ontology annotation, cellular component: membrane. The coding region runs from base 372 to 1370 and encodes 332 amino acids. The record is from RefSeq and is a predicted model, not a curated record. Gene Ontology annotation, molecular function: phosphatidylinositol bisphosphate binding.